Papaver somniferum (opium poppy) is the source of this 537-nucleotide messenger RNA. RefSeq names its product non-specific lipid-transfer protein P5-like. The coding region runs from base 64 to 423 and encodes 119 amino acids. Gene Ontology annotation, molecular function: lipid binding. NCBI's taxonomy places the organism in Eukaryota, Viridiplantae, Streptophyta, Magnoliopsida, Ranunculales, Papaveraceae. Gene Ontology annotation, biological process: lipid transport. The record is from RefSeq and is a predicted model, not a curated record. The transcript is spliced from 2 exons. Gene Ontology annotation, cellular component: membrane.
ACUUUCCACAACUAAUUGAAAGCACAAAUUAGCUGCUUUCUUUCAUUAAUUACCAUUCCCAUCAUGAAUUCUAAGUUCAUCAUCGUCUGUGUUCUAACGACUCUCUUGCUGGUUCUAAGGCCAGCCAUGAGUGUUGCACCUUCAUGCGACGCUGUGAUAACUAGCUUUGCUCCUUGUCUAUCAUACUUGAAAAACUCUGAUUCUGUCCCUUCAACAAGUUGUUGCGAUAACAUCAAAGUACUCGACCAACAGCUUCCAGAGAAGCAAGAUAGAAAAAGUGUGUGUCAAUGUAUUAAGCUCGCCAUCCCUAUUAUCGGUACCGUUAACAACACUCGCGUCAAAGAUGUCUCAAACAGAUGUGGAUCUAAGCUUUAUGAAAUCCCACCCAUUUCGCCUGACAUGAACUGCGACAAUGUUGUAUGAGAAGAUGAAUGUUUUGGAAGAAAUCUUUCAACGGUAAUGGGAUAUAAUGUGUAUGAAAUAUAAUUAUAUAAGUAAUAAAUAAAAAUGAAUAAAGGAUGAUCAAGGUUACUUGCA